AUGGGUCUUCCCUACAAUGCAAAUUGUGAAAAAUUACUCCAAGAUCGAUUAAGAGCUGAAGAAUUAUUGCAACUAUUUAAUAAUUACAAACCUAUUGACGAUGAAUGUUACAUAGUACCACAACCACCAUUUUAUUGUGAUUAUGGUUAUAACAUGCACAUCGGCAAUAGUUUUAUUCGAAUUUUAACGGAUUGUAAUCGUGUGGAUAUUAGGGACCGACUGGAGGAGAGGGUUAAAGGUGACGAACUUGCAUUUCCUAUUAAGAUCGGAAACGAUGUUUGGAUAGGAGGCGGCGCAAUUAUUUGCCCUGGAAUCACUAUUAGUGAUGGGUUCGUGGUAAAUAUAACAUAG
Messenger RNA from Acaulospora morrowiae, 351 nucleotides. The record is from the annotation of a GenBank genome assembly. NCBI's taxonomy places the organism in Eukaryota, Fungi, Glomeromycota, Glomeromycetes, Diversisporales, Acaulosporaceae.